UUUUACUUUGACGUGUGACUGUGAAUGAUGUGAUUUCCAUUUUCCAUUCCGAUUUAUUCUAUUAACUUAGCAUUGUUGACUUAAAUUUUAUUUCAUUGUAUUCAAAUGAAUAAUCGUAGUUUUAAAUAAAAAUAAUUAUUUUCAAGAUUCUACAUAAGUAAUCAAAAAUGUUAAAAAUAUACAAAGCAAAUUGUUUCCCAUCAAAUCAAAACCAGUUCUUCAAUACAUUGUUUGGUGGUAGAAAACAAGUCGGCAAAACUAUUCACGUCACACCAUUAGUAAAAUAUCCACAAGUAGCAAAUCUCAAGCUACCUACAAAUGUGGUCAAUAUAAAUGAAGCUGAAAUGGGUAGAUUCUCUCCGCUGAGAGCGAGAGACAUAUCUGGACCUGUGAUUAAUGCUUACAAUAUAAAACAUGAGGCAUCUCAAAUUGAUAUAACGUUACAAUCUGAUCCCCAUGUCAAUAAAUAUGACUGCAGAGGAGCUGUUAGCUUGUCUUCAUCCAUGCAGAGCAAUGUCCCAAGUCCAUUUACUAGCAACAAGACCCAUCUCAAUAUGCCGGGUUCACAGUGGGGCCAAGGACAUAAGUAUCUGUCUGAUCACCUGCACAGUGCUCAUUACUUAACUCUGAGAAAUGAGUACCGGGCGCGCUUGUAUAAAGCUAUAACCAUUGGGGCAAGAAAAAUGAGCACUACGCCAGAUCCCCCCCUAAGUGCUAAAGAAAAAUUAAAAAAAGCUGUGAAAGAUUAUGGCGCAACUGUUGUAGUAUUUCACGUUACUAUAUCCCUACUAUCUUUGGGGGGUUGUUACGUCCUUGUAUCUAGCGGAGUAGAUGUACUGGCAAUACUGAAGUAUUUAAACAUUGGUGAAGGGCCAAUCUUAAACACAGUCACAUCAAAUGCUGGCACGUUUGUUAUUGCAUAUGGAGUACACAAAAUAUUCGCUCCAGCGAGGAUAGCCAUUACCCUUACAGCGACGCCAUUUAUUGUACGAUAUUUAAGAAGAAUAGGAAUAUUGAAGCACAGUAUUGCUUCCGGUGGUGGGAAAUAAAUUACACUUAAAAAUC
Bicyclus anynana (squinting bush brown) is the source of this 1065-nucleotide messenger RNA. RefSeq lists its product as uncharacterized. The coding region runs from base 168 to 1049 and encodes 293 amino acids. NCBI's taxonomy places the organism in Eukaryota, Metazoa, Arthropoda, Insecta, Lepidoptera, Nymphalidae. The record is from RefSeq and is a predicted model, not a curated record. The transcript is spliced from 4 exons. Gene Ontology annotation, cellular component: mitochondrion.